Messenger RNA from Aspergillus homomorphus CBS 101889, 1080 nucleotides. RefSeq names its product J domain-containing protein. The coding region runs from base 1 to 1080 and encodes 359 amino acids. Gene Ontology annotation, cellular component: endoplasmic reticulum. Gene Ontology annotation, molecular function: protein-folding chaperone binding; misfolded protein binding. Lineage: Eukaryota; Fungi; Ascomycota; Eurotiomycetes; Eurotiales; Aspergillaceae. The record is from RefSeq and is a predicted model, not a curated record. The transcript has 3 exons.
AUGGCGUCGCUGUUGUCCUAUAUGGGAUGGGCUGUCCUCCCAAACUAUGCCACCUCGAUAGCACAGAGUAUCUACUAUGGGCUCACCAUUCGCGCUGGUGAACCGCGACCUCAGCCUGGCACUCCCCGUUACGCGCGGCACCGUCGUCGCAUCUUCAUCCUGGUGGUCACCAGCUACCUCCUCUACACGCUUUACGAGACCUUUCACCGGGUGCAAAUCGCGGGCGAUUUCUACAAGGCCCUCGGCGUUUCGCCCCUGGCCGAUGAACGGACAAUCAAAUCGCGCUUCCGCCGGCUGGCUGCCCAGCACCACCCGGACAAGAUUGCUUCCGGCGACGGGCUGCGCUCCGACGACUAUUUCGUCUACCUGAAGCUGGCGCAAGACACGUUGCUGGAUCCCGUCCGACGCUUUGCCUACGACCGGUUCGGACCCAGUAUGCUCGGUUGGGGAGAGAAGAAGACGAUGCAGGAGUUCAUGUUUGCCGGGUUGCAGCGAUCUGCCCCGCAGUACAUCGGGGGUUUGGUGACCAUCAUGAUUCUACAUUUCACCUGGUGGUCGGAAUGGGGGCGCUAUUGGCGCUUCUUCACCUUUGCGGCUCUGAUGAUCCUGGAGUUGGCUCUCCUCACUCAUCCCGGGGCCUUGUUCUUCCCCGCAUCCUACCUCCCUGAUGCCGUACAAGAGCUUUUUGGGAUCUCCUCGAAGAACUCUGGAUUCUAUCUGCUGCCGUUCCAGAUCCUGACGCUGGCCCAACGGGCCUCUGUGACGCUGCACAUCUUCAUCUCACAGCUUACGCCCCCAGAGAUCGGCCGGCGGGCUGCGUCCGGUACGGGCGAGCAAUUGCACCCACAGACCAUGCAGCGGCUGGGACAGCUGCUGCAGCUCUCACGGGCAACGGACGGUGAGGCGACUCAGCUGUUGCAGCUGGGAUUCGCGCCUUUCAAGGGCGACCAUGAGGGCGUGGCCGCGCUGCGCAAGGGAAUGAAGGAAGGGUUGGUGCUGAGUAGUGUGAGGGCUAGUCCGGGGGUGCAGCAGGCUGUGGCGGAGGUGAUCCAGCGGAAGAAGCAGGGGAAAGCAGACUGA